AUGGCGGUCGUGAUGGGUGCUGCGCUGGUCAUGUGGAUGUUCGGGGAGCAGCUGGGCAUAACCCCGGUCCUGGCUGCCAUGUUGGGGCUGUGCGGCCUGCUGUGUACGGGGGUGCUGACGUGGCGGGAGUGCCUGAGCUACACGCCCGCCUGGGACACGUUGGUCUGGUUUGCGGUGCUGAUCGGCAUGUCGGGGCAGCUUAACACCAUGGGUGUCAUUGCGGCGUUUGCCAAUGCCAUGGGAAGCGUGCUGACAGGCGACCGAGGUCUCAACAUGGGCUGGUUGCCCAUCUUCGGAUUGCUGCAUGCGGCCUUCUUCGGUAUCCACUACAUGUUCGCCUCUCAGACCGCGCACGUGGGGGCUCUGUACAGCGCCUUCUGCGCAAUGAUGCUGGCAGCAGGCGUUCCCCCUGUCCUGGCGGCCAUGUCUCUGGCCUACUCUGUGAACCUGUUCGGGUCUAUCACCCACUACGCCUCGGGCCAGGCGGCGGUCUAUUACGGCGCGGGCUACAUGCGGCUCAACGAGGUGUUCAGCAUGGGUGCUGUCUGCGGGGUACUGGGCCUCGCCAUCUGGGCGGUGUGCGGCAUGCCGGUGUGGAAGCUGCUGGGCUGGUGGUAA
This is a messenger RNA of Volvox carteri f. nagariensis, 618 nucleotides long. RefSeq lists its product as uncharacterized. Gene Ontology annotation, cellular component: membrane. Gene Ontology annotation, biological process: transmembrane transport. Lineage: Eukaryota; Viridiplantae; Chlorophyta; Chlorophyceae; Chlamydomonadales; Volvocaceae. The transcript is spliced from 4 exons. Gene Ontology annotation, molecular function: transmembrane transporter activity. The coding region runs from base 1 to 618 and encodes 205 amino acids. The record is from RefSeq and is a predicted model, not a curated record.